AAAUGACAUUGAAAAGUCAAGCCAUUGAAACUUAUCAUGCAUUUGCAUACAUAUAUAGAUUUAUUGCCUCAAUUAUUACCUUAGGUAAACGUGUAGGCACAAGAUCAAAAGAGUACCUAUCUGAUAGAGUUCUCUUGCAGCUGGCACAAAGGUGCCAAAUAUGUCAGAUGAUUGUGAUUUGUUUCCGUCACUGAUGUCAAAAUAUUUCUUCAGAAUAAUCUUUAAUUUUUACGUUUAAUUUGCAUUUAGUGCCAUUUAAUUUAUGUGCUUAUAAUGAGGUUGUGUUUUUUAGUACUUUUGGCGACUUCAGUGUGGACAUUGCCGCAGGAUAAAGUACUACAACAGCGUCUACCGAGUCAGGUACCAAGUCAAGAUCACCCGCAUGAGACAUCAGGACGUGACUGCGCCAAGACUAAAUGCGCGUCCAGCAUCGCACAGAAAGCGGCGGCGGAAGCUAAGGCUGCCCAAGCGGCUCAAAACGCGGCAGGCGCGCAGGCUGCGCACAUGGUGAAAACUCAACUAGCGGAAAAGGCUCUACAAGCCGCGAAAGCGGCAGAGGCGGCGCUCGCGGGCAAACAGGCAGUUGUGGAGCAGCUGCAGCAGGAGGUCCGGGAGACGGAGGCUGUGGUGGCGCAGAACCUGCAGGCCGUACACCAGCAGCAGGGCACAGUGGCCGCCGCUAGUCAGCUCGCGCAGCAGGCUAAUGCUCAGCACAAAUUAAUGUUGCAAGCGGUCAACCUAGCAGCCCAAGUGGAAAAAUCCGCUAACUGUGUACUAGAAAAGACAAAGAUUGGUCUACAGGAGAAAUCUAGAAAUCUUGCUGAAGCACGAGCGAGGUUAUCCCACUUACAACACAAGCUGCAGUGCGCAUGCGCGGACUGUGCUGCGACCAAACAGGCCGCCCACGCCGCCUGCGAGGCCGCGCGGGCCGCCUGCGGCAACGCCAGGAGAAAGAGACGUAGGAGUAUUCAGAAUGCACUAGCUGUAAGAGUCACGAAAAAAUAUAACUAGUGGUUAACAUUCUAUGAACUUAAUCAUAUAAAUAAUACGGCAAAAUGGCCUGGAAAGACUGUGUGAUAAAUAGUAAAACUUUAAAACCAAACUGAUCUGCGUCCAGUCAAAGUUGGCUAAUAGGUUUAAUUUUAGAAUCCACAGCAUAUUUGAAGAGUUACAAUUAUCCACAUUUUCAACAGACGUUUAUGAAUGCUGAAUCUAAUGUUGAUAUUUUGUGAGUUUAUAAUAAUACUUUUAGAACAAUUAAUUUACUAUAAUUUUGCGAGGUCCAGUGUUAAGAUGAAACCUUUUAGUGUUUUAAUAAAAUAGUAUUAACAAUACUUUGUUUUAAUUCUUCAGAUUAAAGAGACAACCGGAAUCUGUCAACGAUCAUAGAACUGUAAAAUAAAUAAAAGAGCGUCAGGAUGGCGGGUGGACCUAAGCGAAUUCCAACGAAAUAUUUAUAAACAUAUUGUACCUUGUAAAUGAAUAAGUUUACCUAUUAUUUAUGGGCUUCCAUCUUGCAUCGUACUAAUCAAAUAAUCGUACCAAAGGUCCUCAUAAUGCCUGACGCCCCAG
Molecule: messenger RNA, 1572 nt
Organism: Cydia pomonella (codling moth)
Lineage: Eukaryota; Metazoa; Arthropoda; Insecta; Lepidoptera; Tortricidae
Exons: 4
Coding region: 274-1011 (245 amino acids)
Source: RefSeq, a predicted model, not a curated record